AUGGGUUACGAAGACUCCGUAUACCUGGCCAAGCUGGCCGAGCAGGCCGAGCGCUAUGAGGAGAUGGUUGAGAACAUGAAGGCCGUUGCCUCUGCGGACCAGGAACUCUCCGUCGAGGAGCGAAAUCUCCUUUCCGUUGCCUACAAGAACGUCAUCGGUGCUCGCCGCGCGUCCUGGAGAAUCGUCACCUCCAUCGAGCAGAAGGAGGAGUCCAAGGGCAACGAGGCCCAGGUCGGCCUUAUCAAGGAGUACCGCCAGAAGAUCGAGGCCGAGUUGGCCAAGAUCUGCGAGGACAUUCUCGAGUGCCUUGAUGGCCACUUGAUCCCCUCUGCUGAGAGCGGCGAGUCCAAGGUCUUCUACCACAAGAUGAAGGGUGACUACCACCGCUACCUUGCCGAGUUCGCUGUUGGCGACAAGCGCAAGACCUCUGCCGACAAGUCACUUGAGGCUUACAAGGCCGCCACCGAGGUUGCCGCCUCCAGCCUGGCCCCAACUCACCCCAUUCGUCUCGGACUUGCCCUCAACUUCUCCGUUUUCUACUACGAGAUCCUCAACUCGCCCGACCAGGCUUGCCAAUUGGCCAAGCAGGCUUUCGACGAUGCCAUUGCUGAGCUCGACACCCUGUCUGAGGAGAGCUACAAGGACUCUACCCUCAUCAUGCAGCUCCUCAGGGACAACCUGACCCUCUGGACAUCGUCCGAGGCCGAGCCCUCUGGUGACGCCCCUGCCGCCGAGCCCGCUACCGAUGCGCCCAAGGCUGAGAGCAGCGAGGCUCCCGCUGAAGCCAAGGCAUAA
Molecule: messenger RNA, 795 nt
Organism: Bipolaris oryzae ATCC 44560
Lineage: Eukaryota; Fungi; Ascomycota; Dothideomycetes; Pleosporales; Pleosporaceae
Exons: 5
Coding region: 1-795 (264 amino acids)
Biological process (GO): signal transduction
Cellular component (GO): cytoplasm
Source: RefSeq, a predicted model, not a curated record